Messenger RNA from Phytophthora sojae, 543 nucleotides. RefSeq lists its product as hypothetical. The record is from RefSeq and is a predicted model, not a curated record. Bases 1 to 543 code for a protein of 180 amino acids. NCBI's taxonomy places the organism in Eukaryota, Oomycota, Peronosporomycetes, Peronosporales, Peronosporaceae. The transcript has 2 exons.
AUGUGGCUGACCGGAGAUCGAGUGCCGCGCUUACCUGGGUAUGUCUCCGUUGGAUCUCGCAGGUACGCGGAGUGGCAGAACGACGUGUCUGAGCCCGCCGACGUGCAGGGGCCUGUUGUGGAGCGGCCGCAGUACACAACGCCGACGGCGAUCUUGACCCGGCCAGCGAAGAGAGCAGAGGUGGCCACGGUGCGCACCGAGUGCGUGGCGUCCAAGCGCCCCGACGAUUCCAACCCGGAAGAGUCGUGCGGCAACCCCACCGCGUCUCACUCGACGCCCGGCGGGGACGAGCAGCCCAAGAACAGCGACGAACUCGGCACCGGAGAAACGCGCCAUGGUUUCGCAACUUCGCAGGGGGCGGAGAGACCAUCGGGUGAUUACGACGCUGGAAAUACAGCCUGCGACACGGAUUGUUUGAAGGAUCAAGGCUGCGACCGGCCCCAGCCGGUGCGAUAUGGUGCAUCUAAUCAAGAUCGAGUGGUUGCGACGGGUGGAAAUCAGGUGUCUCAUCAAGAUCGAGUGGUUGCGACGGGCCCAAAUUAG